This is a messenger RNA of Oncorhynchus mykiss (rainbow trout), 1412 nucleotides long. RefSeq lists its product as uncharacterized. NCBI's taxonomy places the organism in Eukaryota, Metazoa, Chordata, Actinopteri, Salmoniformes, Salmonidae. The record is from RefSeq and is a predicted model, not a curated record.
AUAUGAGACAUCUGUGGUUUUCCUGUGAACAAGCUCCACAUCUGCUUUUCUAUUGAAACAUUUAAUCUUUGUCCCAGUCACUGCCACCAUCUUCUGUGAAGUCAGACUAACAGUAUGUAUGUAGCUGUCUAAAAAUGACAUUGUUCAUCCCUGAUAUGGCUGGUCGUCUGUUUUUGCUCAUCCUCCUUUUCGAUACCUUCCAGUUCCUCAAAGCCAAAGAUCCUCCUCAGCCCAGUCUAACAGUGAUUCCUGCAGUCAUCAAAGAGAGAGACUCAGUUCAGCUGAACUGUCAGACUCCUCCAUCUGUCUCUGAGUGUUACUUCAAAAUAGAGGGGAAAGUAGAAUUCACCCUUCCAUCACCCUGUCAACACACACUCACAGGAACACUACUGGUGAGGUGGACAGGUCAGAGUUCACCAGCUGAGGUCAAAAUACAAUGUCAGUACAAUGCUAAAAGUUCACAGUUUAGAUCCAUAUACAGUGAGUCUUCAACAGUCACAAUUCAGGACAUUCCUCAGCUGACAGUGAGUUCUACAGUCAUCAGAGAAACAGAAUCAGUUCAGCUGAGUUGUGAGACUCCUCCAUCUCUCCCUGUGUCUCACUGUUACUUCUACAUAGAGGGGAGGAAGAAUCUUCCAGACUCAUCCUGUACUCAGACACUCACAGGAACAGAGCUGCUCAAGAGGGCAGAUCAAACGUUUCCAGAUGUGGUCAAAGUGAUGUGUUACUAUGCUGUAGGGAGGUCUCACACAUCUCCUUUUAGUGACCCUGUCUCAGUCACUGUUCAGGGCCCUCCUCUUCCCAGGUUGACGGUGAGCCCUGCAGUCAUCAGAGAGAGAGACUCAGUUCAGCUGAGCUGUGAGACUCCUCCAUCCGUCUCCGUGUCUCAGUGUUAUCUCUUCACUGAGAAGGGACACCAUAAACCAUCCUGUCGUCAGACACUCACAGGGACUGAGCUCCUCUCGUGGUCAGAUCAACGUUCACCUGCUGUGGUCAACGUGAGAUGUUACUACUACGCUAUUGGUAGUUCUUCCCCAUCCUCUCACAGUGACCCUGGCUCAGUAACUGUCCAAGUCCCUCCUCAGCUGACAGUGAGUCCUGAAGUCAUCAGGGAUACGGACACAGUUCAGCUGAGAUGUCACACUUCUCAAUCUACCUCUGAGUCUCAGUGUUACUUCUACAUAGAGGAAAGACAACAUCUCCAACAUACCACAUCAGCAGUCACUCACAGGGACCAAGCUUCUUGAAUGGGCAGGUCAUGGUCCAAACACCAAGGUCAACAUGAUAUGUAUCUACUAUGCUGUAGAGGUGUCUAUCUACUCUCCUUCCAGUGACCCUGUCUCUGUCACUCUCCUGGGUAAGCAGGGUAUUAUUAUACCCCAGUGUUUUUCUAUUCUGGUCCAAGAUUAACA